UCAAAUGUUAUAGAAGAAGUCUCACGUUCACUUUUAGCGGCAACGUUUUGUGCUCUUCAGGUUUCUCGCAAUCAGAUGCCUUACCACACUCGAAGCUUUAUGGAAAAAAACGCGUUGAAGGACUUAGACGGUUAAAAGGGUGUUCUGAAUUAAAAAAACACAGCCACUGCAGUACAAAACAAUAGCUGAUAAAAUGAACAUGACAUUUUUCACCGGCAACUGCGACGUCAAAGGCUACUUACUUGGAGGUCAUAACAGUAGCAAUGAAGCAGGAGAUCGAGGAAACAUGUCUACAACCAUUAAAGAAACAAACACAAAGUUUCAAGGUAUUACUUUCCUAAUGUAUCUUGGACACGCUAUCCUAUUUCUAGCAUCACUGUUUGGAAAUUCUUUAAUUAUACACAUUAUACGAACAAACAGUUCUUUGAAGACCACUACCAACCAGUUGAUCCUACACCAGGCUUUCACAGAUGUUCUUAUAACAUUUGUUCAGUUAAUGAAUGCUAUUCAUUACAAUUCAUACAGAAGGUUGUGGUUCGGAGGAUCACUUGGUAAUUUUACUUGCAAGUUAUUCCUGACAAGCUUAAUUGUUUUACCUGACUUUUCAAUUUGGAUACUCGCAAUGAUUGGUAUUGAUCGGUAUUACGCAGUGAGUCGACCUCUCCAAAGAUCUCCCGUGUCUCGACAUUUGAAAAAGGUUAUUAUGAUAUUGUGGGUAUGGAGUUUUCUUACUUCGACGAAAUUAUUUAUCGAAGCUUGUGUUGAAAGACAUAACACGUCUUACUACUGUGAUCUGGAGAUAACUUUAAACAGAGGAAGAAAAUUCAACGCUUUUGGAUUGGCGUUCAACAUUAUCUUGCCUGUAUUGGUCAUAUUAAUCGUCUAUACAAGAAUAUGCAAUCAGCUUUGGUCACGCAAAGUACCAGGAGAAGGAUCCAAUCAGAAUCGAAUGCAAGCUGAAGUCAUAGCAACAGCAAGAAAGGUUACUCGGAUGAUGAUUUUUGUUGUAUUUCUAUUUCUCGUCUGUUGGCUUCCUAUCCUCAUAACCAUGGCAAUGCUGCUUUUUGAUUUGAUCCAAUAUGAAGAUCUUCUGUUCCCUCUGUGGCUGACUGUUGUUUACAGUGCACUUAAUCCCUACUUUUAUUUUGCCUGUAGUGGAAAUUUUAGAAAUGCAGCAAAACUUUCGUUGGGAAAUGUUCGAGUCCUCCGGUUUCGAUCGCAAAGUAUAGAGCUCCAGCAAGUAUAAAGAACUUUCCCUUGUCCAGUAAACAUAAAUUUUAUCGAGAGGUUGGGAUUUCUUUCCUUGUAAUGAGUGUUGCAACCUCAGGUACGCGUAACUUUAAAAUUCAUUCUUUUUGUCAAAACUAUGGUGGAAGACUCUACACAGCACAUCAUUCUAUCCUGUGUUACAUUACUUUAAGGUUUGAAUUAGCUAUGUUCUUUCGUCACACGAGGCUCUUCGAUGCCUUGAAAAUAAGUCAUUAUGAAAAGUAAUUUUUUUAUUAUUUUGUCUUUUUCGACAAAGUAAACAUUCCUUGCAUAAAUUUUAUUAUGAUUGGUAAUGGGCAACAAAUGCAAUAAAGAAUGUUAUCUCACAUAGGAUAUGAUAAUGAACCUAAAGAAAAGAGUCUUAAUAUCUGAUAGAAAAUUUAUUACAGAGAUCGUGUUGAGGAGACGCCCUCAGGUUUUCUUUAAUAUUUCUGGACAUUAUCAAAUUGUACAUCAAAUGAACCAAAAGUAACGCUGACAAUACUAGUACCCGUCAAAUCUUACUUCCUU
Stylophora pistillata is the source of this 1779-nucleotide messenger RNA. RefSeq names its product substance-P receptor-like. Gene Ontology annotation, cellular component: plasma membrane. The record is from RefSeq and is a predicted model, not a curated record. Gene Ontology annotation, biological process: G protein-coupled receptor signaling pathway. Lineage: Eukaryota; Metazoa; Cnidaria; Anthozoa; Scleractinia; Pocilloporidae. Gene Ontology annotation, molecular function: G protein-coupled receptor activity.